Messenger RNA from Gryllus bimaculatus (two-spotted cricket), 366 nucleotides. Lineage: Eukaryota; Metazoa; Arthropoda; Insecta; Orthoptera; Gryllidae. The record is from the annotation of a GenBank genome assembly.
AUGGCCAAGCUGCCUCCAGGCCGCCCAGCUGAGCGCCUGCAGAGCAAGGAGAAUUUCUACCAGGACACGCAAUCGCGCCUCUGCUACUCUGUCGGACUCUACCUCUCCGACAUGCUCAACUACACCGUGGGGCUGGUGCCGUCGCCGGGCUGGGGCUACCGCAGCGCCAACGGCUCCUGCACCGGCAUGAUGGAGGAGCACCGCACGGGCCGCGUACAGAUCGCGGUGUCCGCCUUCAUCGUUCUGGAGCAGCGCAUGGACAUCAUCGACUACACUGGCCCCACCUACAAGUACAAGUACGAUCGCUCGCUUGAGCCGGCGCCCCAACCAACGCAGAGAUUACUCAAGUCUUACACACAGGAUUAA